Molecule: messenger RNA, 1104 nt
Organism: Vicia villosa (hairy vetch)
Lineage: Eukaryota; Viridiplantae; Streptophyta; Magnoliopsida; Fabales; Fabaceae
Exons: 1
Coding region: 1-1104 (367 amino acids)
Source: RefSeq, a predicted model, not a curated record
AUGUGGGGAGAUGUUCAAGUUGAGUGGUCGCAUGUGGAUGCCAACGGGGCGUCGGGAGGCAUUCUUACGAUGUGGAAAAAGGACUUCUUCACUCUAAACUUCAGUUUUAGAGGUGAGGGUUUCUUGGGUCUUUGUAUGGAGAAGGAAGGCAAACUUAUUUACUUUGUGAAUUUCUACGCUUCUUGUGACUUAGUCACGCGAAAAAGAACUUGGGAUAGGAUACGUGAGUUCAAAAAUAACAACUUUAAAGGAUCUUGGUGUAAUGGAGGAAAUUUCAAUUCUAUCUCCUCUUUUGAAGAAAUAAUUGGGACAUCAACUCGAAUCUAUAGGAGGGAGAUAAUGAUUUUCAAUGAGUUCAUAGAGGAAAUGGAGUUGGUGGAUCUACCUACUAUAGGAGGCAAGUUUACUUGGAUAAAAAGUAAUGGCAAGGCUAUGAGUAGGCUAGAUAGAUUUCUUCUAUCAGAAAGUUUUUUUGAAGAUUGGAAGGUGGAUGGUCAACAUAUUGGUGAGACGGAUGUGUUCGACCAUGCUCCAAUUUGGUUGAAAGACAAUAGAAAGGAUUGGGGCCCUAAACCCUUUAAGUUCAACAAUAUGUGGUUCAAGCAUGAAGAAUUUGAUAAUUUUAUGAAGGAGGAGUGGAAAAAGAUUGAAUUCAAAGGGAGAGGUGACUAUUGCUUGGUUGAAAAGUUGAAAAUUCUCAAAAACCAGAUCUCUUGGUGGAACAAAACGGUCUAUGGAUGGAUAGAUCUCAAAAUUGACAAAGAUGGAAAAGAGAUGCACUCUUUAGAUAAUGUGUUUGCUCAUUUUGCAAGUAACAUUCCGGAAGAAGUGGUCUUGGAAAGAAUAAAAGUGGUGGAGGAUUUUUGGGAUAACAUUAACAAGAGAGAAGGUCUUCUAAGAUUAAAGUCGGGACAACUUUGGCUUUCCAAAGGCGAUGACAACACUCGCUACUUUCACAAUUCUCUAAAAGAAAGAAGAAGAAGGAAUUCUAUUUGCUCCAAUGACACAUCGGCGGGAAGAAUGGAAGGGGUUGACGAAAUCAAAGAGUUCACUUUCAAGCAUUUCGAAAACUUCUUUAAAGAAGAAGUCCACUUUAGGCCGUGA